CCACCAACUACGAAAUGGCCGUAUACGCCCUCUGAUGCGCUUGAAGAUAUUCCGGGUGUGGCGCACGCAUUAGAUUUGUUCUUGAAGUCAAAAAUGGUGGAAUCAGAGGAAUUCUGUCACAGUAACGACCCCAAGGAAGAGCGUCUAUAUUUUGCCACUGGCUACGGCUUGAUUCAGUGUGUCAAGGCUCUCAUGUCUUAUGAAGAUGAAGACUUAAUCUCUGCCAUAGGCCAUAUCAAGCAGGGAAAUGCAGUAGCGAUGCAGCAUCGUAAGCGCGCAGCAUCGUUACCCUGGCGGCUCGCGGGUUAUGUGACAGGCUCGUCGGGCGUAAGCUGGAUCAAGAGCAUGACGCCAGUUGAACGCCAUGCCGAGCUUGUCUAUGCUGAGAGCUUGUUCGAAAAGGCACUUCUCGGGAUCGUGUACUCCGGUGACUGGCUGGCAUUUAUCAAGGAGGCACUCAAUAUGCGCACCACCAUCCAGGUAUAUCGCCAACUGGGCAAGUAUCUCGAUGCUAUGGAUGCAGAAGCAGAUGCAUGUGGAGAGGGGCCUGAAGACAAGAACAUAGAUCCGCACUUCCGGUCGGGUGUCUACUUGGGUGUCGGAAUGUCAAACAUAGUUCUCAGUCUGAUGCCUACGAAGCUGCUCACUAUUGUCGAAUUAUUUGGGUACAAGGGGGAUAGACACCUUGGCCUGGCCCUUCUGGAGAAGGCCGGUGGCUGGACAAGUGCGGCGAGCGAGCCAAAAAUUGGUCAAGAAACGGAGGGAUUACGAAGGAGUAUCUGUGACAUGGCACUGAUGAUCUUCCAUUUGGUUCUCUCGAGUUUCACGUACGAUGGCGUUGAUAUCAUAAUGGCGCAAAAGGUCCUAGACUGGAAUCUCAAGAGAUAUCCAAAUGGCGUGUUUUUCCUCUUUGGUGAAGGUCGGUUGAGUCUCUGUAGAAGUCAGCCAAAGCGCGCCAUCGAAUGUUACAAGAAAGCUAUGAAUGCACAAACUCAAUAUCGCAAUCUUCACCACGUCUCCUACUGGGAGAUGGCGAUUGCUUAUAUGGCGCUCUGGGAUAUCCCUGAAUCGCUCAAGUGCUGGCGCAACCUCCGCAAAGAAUCUACUUGGUCGAAAGCGUGUUAUACCUAUGGGGUAGCGGCACUCCUCAUCCAACUUGGAGGAGAGGACAAUCGGAAGGAGGCUCUCAAGCUCUGCGAAGAAGUUCCUACCUUGCGUCAGCGCAUUGCGGGGAAAUCGAUCCCCCUCGAGAAAUUUGUCGCCCGCAAAGCACGUAAGUGUCAAAGCCAAAAUGGGCGUCUCGCCCUGCCGGCCCUCGAAUUGUCGUAUUUGUUCCUCGGCAUCGCGCAUGCGCCGCGCCAAGUCAUAACCGGACGGACGCUUCCCCUUAUAGAUGCUCAACUGAAAGAGCUUGACAAUUAUAAGGACCACACCGAUAAGUAUGGUGGUGGUAAGGGCUAUUGGGAUGACUGGUGUCUCGUAAAGUUUUUGCAGGGUGUAUGCUUGAGAUAUGUCGCUCACCCGGAUCCGGAUGCUUUGUUGGACCCUAACGAGAUCGUCGGAAUCUCCUCGGAAGACGCGUCGAGUCGUGCCACAGCCGCGUUCGAGUCGGUGUUUGCCAAUGGUCCAAAGAUCGAACUGGACCAUCACAUUGUUUACUAUGCUCACUUCGAAUAUGGCCGGUUGUUGGCGUGUCAGGGCGACAAGGAAGGCGCUCACAAGCAGCUCAAUCUGGUUUACUCGGGGAAACUCCUAGAAGUCAACGCCGCUGGACGGAAGGGAAAGUACAGCAUGGAGAGCGCCCUUCAUGUGCGGACACAUGCAGCCAUAGAAGCUCUCGACCGUGGACGC
This is a messenger RNA of Heterobasidion irregulare TC 32-1, 1851 nucleotides long. RefSeq lists its product as uncharacterized. Gene Ontology annotation, cellular component: mitochondrial outer membrane; cytosol; nucleus. Gene Ontology annotation, molecular function: protein binding. The transcript has 13 exons. The annotation marks the transcript as partial. NCBI's taxonomy places the organism in Eukaryota, Fungi, Basidiomycota, Agaricomycetes, Russulales, Bondarzewiaceae. The record is from RefSeq and is a predicted model, not a curated record.